CUUUGGCAGGUGUCAAUGACAUCAUUGAAAGAGCAGCAUCUGUAGAAGCAAAAAUGAACUACCAAUAUAUUCUAGUUUGAUGACAAUCAGCUGUUACCUGCCAAAUAAAAAUCAUCGUUCUUUGAGGUUCUGUGCUUGUGAUGGUGGUGACAUGUUUGCUAGAGCCUAGAGAGGUAGAAAGUGGAAUCGAUAACAAACAGUGAUAACCCCGAUGAAAAUAGUGAGCCCAUGAAUUAAAACCGGUCGGCAAUUAACGUCCAACAGUUAUGCAAAACGUCGUGAAUAGCCUGAAGGGCACAGCCCUAGCAGUAGGUGAAUACCUGACACCAGUUUUAAAGGAGUCAAAGUUCAAAGAAACCGGGGUCUUGACGCCAGAGGAAUUCGUAGCAGCUGGGGAUCACCUAGUGCAUCAUUGUCCCACCUGGCAAUGGGCUACUGGAGAUGAAUCUAAAAGUAAACCCUACUUGCCUAAGGACAAGCAGUUUUUGAUUACUCGUAAUGUGCCGUGUUCUAGGAGAUGUCAGCAGAUGGAAUAUUCCCAAGAACUAGAGAAAAUAAUAGUGUCAGAAGAUGCAGACAAUGGUUGGGUGGAUACACAUCAUUAUGAUAAAGAUAUAACCUCUAGCGAGGAUAAUGCUGAGAUGACUUUGGAGGCGGCGAGGUCAGAAAGUAUGGAGGAGGCGGCAGCAAAAGGAGAUGCAGAUGAGGAUGAUGACGACGAUGAAGAAGCGGCAGAUAUGGAGGAGUUUGAGGAAAGUGGUGCUCUUGAGGAUGAUCAAAUAGCCAAAGUAAUAAAACCAGCAGAUACAGAAAGGAAGAAUGAUGAAGAUGGAGAAAUUAUUCACACCCGAACAUAUGAUCUGCAUAUUACAUAUGAUAAAUAUUACCAGACUCCUAGGUUGUGGCUCACAGGAUAUAAUGAAAAACAUGAACCUCUUUCACAAGAAGAAUUAUAUGAAGAUGUUAGUAAAGAAUAUGUUAUGAAAACUGUAACCAUGGAGACACAUCCUCACCUUAGUGUACCAAAAAUGGCAUCUGUACAUCCUUGCAGGUGAAAAAUUGUUGAUUCACAGGUCAAAACUUUUCAAUAGCAAAUAUUCUUUGGUCUUUUAGUUUCCAGAUCUGACGUAGGACAUUCAUUAGCACAGCUGAGCGCUCACUGAUGGGUUGUGGAGCACAUGAUUGGUACAUGUCAUGUCAAAUUUUCUACCAAUCAUGACGGUUGAGUAACCGCUCAUCAAGGAGUCAGUUGAAUGCGGCCAUUGCAUAGCGUUUAAGAUGUUUGUUUGUUUUGUAUUUAGUUUUUCUGAUAACAUGUUUCUUUAAAGGCAUGCUGAGGUAAUGAAGAACAUAAUCGGCUACGUUGUAGACGGUGGUGGCGAACUAGGAGUCCACAUGUACCUGAUUAUUUUCCUGAAAUUCAUGCAAUCUGUCAUACCUACCAUCGAGUACGAUUACACGCAAAAUUUCAAAAUGUAAUCAACUUAUUGUAUGUUUUUAUCUUUGUGAGCACACCGCCGCUUCUCAUGAUAUUGUUAUUCUAUUUACUAAGCUUUAUAUAUUUUUUUUACCUAUUCACAAGC
This is a messenger RNA of Acanthoscelides obtectus, 1583 nucleotides long. Lineage: Eukaryota; Metazoa; Arthropoda; Insecta; Coleoptera; Chrysomelidae. The record is from the annotation of a GenBank genome assembly.